This is a messenger RNA of Morone saxatilis (striped sea-bass), 3292 nucleotides long. RefSeq names its product netrin-1-like. NCBI's taxonomy places the organism in Eukaryota, Metazoa, Chordata, Actinopteri, Moronidae. The coding region runs from base 285 to 2087 and encodes 600 amino acids. The record is from RefSeq and is a predicted model, not a curated record. Gene Ontology annotation, molecular function: protein binding. The transcript has 7 exons.
UAGAGGUGGGCAGAGGUGUAACUGAGUGGACAGACAGAGGCAGAGGGAGACUCGGAGCCAGCUGGGCUUUUGCCAUAUCUUAUUUUUAUUUAGGGAUUGUUUCACAGAGGGGGGGGAAGGCUGAAGUACUACAGCAGCAGUUUUCCGUGCGUAAACGGGAUAGGUUGUUCUCCAAAUUCUUAGGAGUUGUGCUACACUUUCAGACUGAGCAGUUUAUUUGGAGGUAGUGUCCUGGGUGGAGUUUUCUUUGCCUCCGCAAGAGUCCCUGCGGUGCACGGAUUACAAUGCAAAGGAUUUUGGAGGUUUGGGUCACCUUGGUGACCGUUUCUGCGCUAACCAAGGGGGUCUUUGGAGGAUACGGGCUGAGCAUGUUUGCUGCACAGUCCUCUCCUCCAGACCCGUGCUACGACGAGAACGGGAACCCUCGGAGAUGCAUCCCCGACUUCGUUAACUCCGCGUUUGGUAAGGACGUGCGCGUAUCCAGCACCUGCGGCAACCCCACCGCCAGGUACUGCGUGGUGACCGAGAAGGGAGAGGAGAGGACGAGGGACUGUCACACGUGCGACGCCGGGGACCCCAAGAAGUCUCACCCUCCUGCGUAUUUAACAGACCUCAACAACCCUCACAACCUCACCUGCUGGCAGUCUGAAAACUACGUGCAGUACCCGCAGAACGUCACGCUCACCUUGUCGCUCGGGAAAAAGUUUGAGGUCACCUAUGUGAGCCUGCAGUUCUGCUCACCCAGACCUGAGUCGAUGGCAAUCUACAAGUCCAUGGACUAUGGCAAGUCGUGGGUGCCGUUUCAGUAUUAUUCCACCCAGUGCAAGAAAAUGUACAACAGGCAGAAUAAGGCAGCAAUCACCAAGCAGAAUGAGCAAGAGGCCAUCUGCACGGACUCCCACACGGACAUGCACCCUCUGACAGGUGGACUCAUCGCCUUCAGCACCCUGGACGGCAGACCGUCGGCGCACGACUUCGACAACUCCCCGGUGCUGCAGGACUGGGUGACUGCCACCGACAUCAAGGUGAUCUUCAGUCGGCUUCACACUUUCGGGGACGAGAACGAGGACGACUCGGAACUGGCCCGCGACUCCUACUUUUACGCCGUGUCGGACCUGCAGGUCGGGGGACGGUGCAAGUGCAACGGGCACGCUUCAAAAUGCGUCAAGGACAGAGAGGGGAAUCUGGUUUGUGAGUGCAAACACAACACGGCGGGACCGGAGUGCGACAGGUGCAAACCUUUCCACUAUGACCGACCUUGGCAGCGCGCCACGGCCAGAGAGGCCAACGAGUGUGUCGCCUGUCACUGCAACCUGCACGCCCGACGCUGUCGUUUCAACAUGGAGCUGUACAAACUGUCAGGCCGGCGAAGUGGCGGCGUCUGUCUUAACUGUCGUCACAACACAGCGGGACGCCACUGCCACUACUGCAAAGAGGGUUAUUACCGGGACAUGACCAAGUCCAUCUCUCACCGGAGAGCUUGCAAAGCAUGUGAUUGCCAUCCAGUUGGAGCAGCAGGGAAGACGUGUAACCAGACGACAGGCCAAUGUCCCUGCAAGGACGGAGUGACAGGAAUCACCUGUAACCGCUGUGCCAAGGGCUACCAGCAGAGCCGCUCUCCCAUCGCCCCCUGCAUCAAAAUCCCGGUUGCAUCUCCGACAGCAACUUACAGCAGCUAUGAGGAGCCGUCAGAUUGUGAAUCUCACUGUAAAGCUUCCAAGGGAAAGAUGAAGAUCACCAUGAAGAAGUACUGUAAAAAAGACUACGCUGUCCAAGUGCACGUUCUAAAAGGAGACAAGGCAGGCGAGUGGUGGAAGUUCACAGUGAACAUCAUUUCUGUCUACAAGCAAGGUGAGCACCGCAUCCGCCGCGGGGACCAGCUGCUGUGGGUGCGCGCCAAGGACGUGGCCUGCAAAUGCCCAAAGAUCAAGCCUGGGAGGAAGUACCUGCUCCUGGGUACAGAUGACGAUUCCCCCGGGCAGAGCGGCGUGGUGGCGGACAAAGGAAGUCUGCUCAUUCCUUGGAAGGACCUGUGGGGCCGCCGGCUGAGGAAGUUCCAACAGCGUGACAAAAGGGGAAAAUGCUAAAAGUUGCUGGAGAUGAGAGAAAGAGAGAGAGAGAGAGAGAGAGAUUAAGGGAGAGGUGGAGGCAAAAUAACGUCUCCACCGGGACGAAUGCAAGGAAGAGGAGAGGAUGAAUGAAAAAAAAAAAAAACUGGAAGAGUAUAAGAUAGAAAGACACAGGUGAAAAGUAGGAGAGAUGGGGGAAUGACUGAGUGCUGCUGCUCUGUGUUGGAGCGAAGAGUUUAGUGUUUUUAGGAACUUUUGUGAAGGAGCUCAUUCUACAGUUGUUUCGUCUCUGUUUGUCUUUCAAGGUUGAUUUUGUUGUGUAAUUGCAGAGUUUGCACCUAAUGUAACAGAUACGUCACACCCUGACUAUUUUGCCCAUGAUCUCGUUGUUUCGUUACAGUCCCGUGUUCAGUCGUUUUAAAGAGCAAUGCAUCUACUGUAUCACCCUUUUGUAUUUUAAGAGGAUCUAUUUCCACUGUUCUGUGUAAAGCAUUAUCUAGUUCAAUGAAGAGACACUGCAUGGCGUUGAGGGACUCUACUUAUGUAUGACACGUUGCUCAUGUAACCUGCCAAACUUUGGAUAAACUUUUUCAAAAGCUGAAAGUGAAAAAUUGUGAAAUGAUUCAUAAGUGUGGUGCCAUUUUGCCCGAGAGCUGAUAUGUGUGUUACCUCAGUGAAACAACUUGUGUUGUGGGAACAAAAUGCCAUAACAAUCCUCUGCUCGUUCUGUAUAAUGAUCAUAUGUCACAUUACAAACAAGUAUUUUGCUCAGCGCUUAUUGAUAUAUCAACAGUAUGGUGUGGUUGUGACCUCUGCAAUGUAAAGUAACCAUACGUGCAUACAUAGACAUUAUUUUUAGUAGAUGAUGCCAUAGCAUCAACUAGAUGUAGAGUAGACAUGUCAACCAUGCACUUAUUUUUACUAGUCAAAAGUUUUAGAACAUAUGAGAUAUGUUCACAAUUUUAGAGUGGCAUCCAAAAAGAAAAAAAAAAUUCCCCUACUGUAUCAUAUGAUGCAAAAAAGCUGUGUAAUUCAAAUCCUGCCUCCCUCACUGAUGACUGUUCUGUAUGGGCUGAUGUCUCUUAUUGACCAUGUUGUCACAACUACAGAUAACUCAGAAUUUAGUCUUUAUUUUCUAAUAAAUGAAUAAAUGUAAGUUGGAUGUCCCAAACAUUUGGAAGUGAGAGAACUGAUAAACUGAACCUUCUCACUUCAUAAAAAAA